GUACUAAUCGAGCUGAAGGACGAGGGCGCUCGACCGAGCGUUCGUCUCAGCAACUGCGACACAGUCACACAAGAAGCGGUUUCUCGUCGAGAGUCUCGCUGUCGAUCUCGAAGCGAUUGCAACGUCGACUUGGCAGAAGACAUCAACCGUCAGACAAGUCUUAAAGGUUCCGCCACACCUAUCGUCGGAUUCUGCGCUGCAAAUUCGGCGCUGAACGGCCGAACAUCUCCAGGAAUGCUUACGUAA
Molecule: messenger RNA, 246 nt
Organism: Ostertagia ostertagi
Lineage: Eukaryota; Metazoa; Nematoda; Chromadorea; Rhabditida; Trichostrongylidae
Source: the annotation of a GenBank genome assembly